CUGGAAAUGGCUCUCCUGCUGCUGCACCUGUAGCCCUGCCUCCCUGGCUCCAGGGACAGUCCCCGCCCAGGCGGCCCUGGAGACAGACUCGGUCAGUCCCGGCCAUGGAGGAGCCACAGACACGGAGGGCGGGGAAUCCUCAAGACUGGGGGUCCUCGGGGAGCUGGCCCGAGCCCCGGCAGGCCAGAGCAGGCCCUUCACUGUCCUCUGUGUUGAGUGAGCUCCCCAGCGCUGCCACCGUUCGCUACCGAGGCCCAGGGGUGCUGCCCUGGGGGGGCGUGGAGGAGGAGGGUGAGGAGGAAGACCGCAGCUUCCAGGCCUUGGCAGAAGCCGCCCACCAGGAGCAGCAGGACGUCCUCCCGUCCCGGGAGCUGCCCUGGCCCAUGCAGGCCAGGCGGGCACACAGGAAGAGCCAAGCUAGGGGCCAGGCGGCUCAGGCCUCGGGGUCCAGGGUGACCCACUGGACCCUGCAGCUUCGAAGAUCCAAGGAGAAGUUUCAGCGUGCCUUACAGGCUGCCAAACCCUGGGCGUGGACACUGAAGAAGAUUGGGGGCCAGUUCGGCGCGGGCACGGCCUCCUACUUCUCCCUGCUGCGCUUCCUGCUGGCACUCAACAUCCUGGCCUCCCUGCUGAGCGUCUGCAUGGCUCUGCUGCCCACCUGGCUGGAGGGGCCUCCCCCACCCCCUCCAGACACCCACAACUCCACCUGUGGACACUACGACCCCCACCUCCAGGGCUUGGUCUCCUUCCCUUCCCAGCUCUUCAGCCUGCUGUCUGGGGAGGGAUUUCUGGAACGGUCCCCGCUCUUCUACGGGUUCUUCCCGCCGCGCCCUCGCCUGGCCAUCACCUACCUGAGCCGCACCUUCGCUGGGGGCCUCCUCUCCCUGCUGCUCAUCCUGCACCGCUCAGUGUCCGGGCUGAAGCAAACGCUGUUGGCCGAGUCGGGGGCCCUGACCAGCUACAGCCACCGCGUGUUCUCCGCCUGGGACUUCGGUCUCUGCGGGCAGGUCCACGUGCAACUGCGCAGGCGCCAGAUCCUGGGCGAGCUCAAGCUGGAGCUGGAGGAGGCGGACGUGCGGCGCCGGGCCGCGGUGCGGACCCUGGGCCAGCAAGUCUGGGUGUGGUCGGUGCGGGCGCUGCUCAACCUGCUGGUGUGUGGCCUGCUGGCCGCAGCCUUCUACGGCGUCUACUGGGCCACGGGCGCCUCCGUGCAGCUGCAGGAGGCGUCCAUUGUCCAGAAGGCCCCGCUGCUAAAGCUCGUGGUGGAUUUCCUCCCAUCAAUCUUCGUCUCGGGGGUCAACUUCGUUCUGCCUCCUGUGUUCAAGCUCCUCGCCCCCCUGGAGGGCUACACCCAGAGCCACCAGGACCGUGUUCCUCCGUCUGGCCUCCCUGGUGAUGCUGCUCGUCUCGCUGUGGAGUCAGAUCACGUGCGGGGGCGAUGCCGAGGCGCCGGCCUGCAAGACCUGCGGCUACAACUACGAAGAGCUCCCGUGCUGGGAGACUCGGAUAGGGCAAGAGAUGUACAAGCUGCUGCUCUUCGAUCUGCUCACGGGCCUGGCGGUCACACUGCUCAUCCAAUUUCCGCGAAAGCUGCUGUGCAGCAACCUCUGCCCCAAGGUGGCCGCCCAGGAGUUCCAGGUGCCCGACGAGGUGCUGGGGCUCAUCUACGCGCAGACGGUGGUCUGGGUGGGCAGCUUCUUCUGCCCUCUGCUGCCCCUGCUCAACACGGUCAAGUUCCUGCUGCUCUUCUACUUGAAGAAGGUGUGGGCUGGGGCACGAGGGGACGGAGAAGGAGCCGUGGGAGACUGGACGGGGUGCAGUGCCGCCCCCCCACACACACACGCGCACACGGGACACUGACUUCUGAGUCCGACUCGCUGGGCCUGGACCCCCGGCUGCCGGCUGUUACAUUCUCCCCACCCUCCCCGCCAGCUCACCCUCUUCUCCACCUGCUCCCCGGCCGCCCGCACCUUCCGGGCCUCCGCAGCGAGUUUCUUUUUUCCCCUGGUCCUCCUCCUGGGCCUGGCCGUCUCCGCCGUCCCGGUGCUCUACAGCAUUUUCCUGUAAGUGCCGAGAGGCAGGCGCCCGCCGCUCGCUCCUUCCCGCCGCCCUCCCUCCUGCGGGGCACGGACUCACGCCCGCUGUCUUGCACGUCAGGAUCCCCCCGUCCAAGCUGUGUGGCCCCUUCCGGGGCCAGGAGUCCAUCUGGGCCCAGAUCCCAGAGUCCAUCCGUGGCCUCUCUCAGACCAGCCAGGAUUUCCUCUUCUUCCUGGGAACCCAGGCUUUUGCGGUUCCCCUUCUGCUGCUCUCCAGCAUCCUCAUGGCCUACACCGUGGCCCUGGCUAACUCCCACGGCCGCCUCAUCUCUGAGCUGAAAAAGCAGAUCGAGACGGAGUCUCAGAACAAAGUCUUCCUGGCACGGCGCGCGGUGGCGCUGAGCUCCGCCCAGGCCCUCUGAGCCGCCGGGCCGAUCCCGAUCCCGAUCCCGUCGCCCGUCGAGUCGCCGAGAAGACCCAGGUGCUUCGGGCCAGGGAAGCCAGUGGAGCGGCUAGUCUGCCCAGCCCCUCGCUUCUCUCCCCUCAGUAAACAGCCCGGCUCCUGCGAGCUUUAAACGGUGCAUCCCAGUGGUAUUGUUAUACGGAGAACUGAGAAAUGUUAUGCAUGUACAAACUAUUGUAUUUACUGUUGGAUGUAAAACAUUAAUUCCCCAAUGAAGAAAUUAAAAACAAAACAAAAAUGUGCAUCC
Erinaceus europaeus (western European hedgehog) is the source of this 2746-nucleotide messenger RNA. It is a transcript of the gene TMC4, whose product is annotated as transmembrane channel like 4. Lineage: Eukaryota; Metazoa; Chordata; Mammalia; Eulipotyphla; Erinaceidae. The record is from RefSeq and is a predicted model, not a curated record. The transcript is spliced from 13 exons. Gene Ontology annotation, cellular component: plasma membrane. Gene Ontology annotation, molecular function: mechanosensitive monoatomic ion channel activity. Bases 105 to 2375 code for a protein of 756 amino acids.